Rubroshorea leprosula is the source of this 2779-nucleotide messenger RNA. Lineage: Eukaryota; Viridiplantae; Streptophyta; Magnoliopsida; Malvales; Dipterocarpaceae. The record is from the annotation of a GenBank genome assembly.
UUCCAGUUCCUUUCCCCAGGUUUCAAAUUCAUUUCUUCUUUGUUCUCUUUGUUAGGGUUAAAUAUUCUGCUUUAGUUGUUUCUUUGUUCUCGAAUCAGAGCCAAACCCAAGAUAAUUUUCACUGGAACCAACAGCUGUGAACAAACUAGCUGCGCAUAGAAGGGGAACAACAUGCCUUGGUUUAGUCACUCAGCUGAUGUGUACUGCAAAGUUGUGCGCUUAAAUUUAUAUUGCAGGGUUAUUUUAUAAGUCGUUUCCUCUUUAAAGAUACCUUAAUUUUCAUAACACCCAUCCAUUUGCUUUUUUGUUCAACUUUCCAUGGGAUCCACUUGUUUCUUUUCUGUCUUUUAUUGUGAUCAUUAUAGGGUUAGUUAAGAUUGAAAGUUAAAAACUAGUCUCCAGUCAAGCUCCCUCUUCUAGUUUCUGUUGUUGCUUGAUCUUCUCUAGAAGUUAGAUAUAUCCUUGGUUUUUAUACCUGAAUUAGCUUUUGGUUGGAUUUUAUAUUUUGGGCAUUUGUUUGUGUCUUAUCCCAUACACUGUGAGCCAAGGGUCAAAAGAAGUUAUGGUGUGCCAGGCAGCCAGUAAGACAAGAUUUCGAGCCUUGAAAUAUGAGAAUGGGAUUGCUGGAAAACCAACAAUUGUAGUUAGAGUAAUUGCAUGCUUUCAACCAAUGGAGGAUUGCCAGGCUGAGUACUUUCGCCAUUUGCUUAAACCUGUCACGUAGAUUUGUUCCAAGUUUUCGUUAUAGUAUCAAGCAAGAGUUCUUAGUUAUUUGUUUAGAUAUUUGUUCAUCAAAGAAGUGUUAAAUAAUUUAAAAUUCAGGAUCAAGCAUCUUCAACCUCUUGGUAUUCCCUUGGUGGGAUGGUUGAGGCCAACAAUACUUGCCUUUUACCUCAGCACUCUAAUUGGAAAUUGCAGAGAUUGAAUUUUAAGAGUGCCCAGUCAGAGGACAGGCACGUAGAAUGUUUGCCUGCAUGUAUAAAUCCUGAAACUCAAAUGUUUCCUGUGACUAUUCCAAUUCCAGUGCCUGCCGCUCCUGGUGUAAAUCCUGACACUUGCAUGGUUUCCACAAAUGUUGCAAUUGCAAGGGCUGCUAUUCCUGGAAUAUCUGGUUCAAAGAAGCAAAUGUAUGAAGUUGAUGGGUUGCUUCAACAGUUGCCUCCCUCAACUUCUUUUUGUCAUGCUGAGCCGUGCCUCAAAGGAAAGCAAUCCAUCUUUGCUUUUCAACACAAUGUGAAGGAUACAUCAAAUCCAAUGCACAGGCCUUUGCAUAAUGGUUUUAUAAUUUUUGAUCGGUCAGGAAAUCAGACACGCAUGGUUUAUAGCUCUGUCCAGCCUCUUGCCCAGCAAGCAACUACUGCUGUUGCAGAACUAGCUUCUGAUGCUAAUUUACAUGAACGUUGGGCAGUUAAAAGGGAUCCUCCAUUGAAGUCCAUUUUACAGGAAAACUCUGGUGAGAACUAUGAAAGCGCUGACCAGAGUGAGAUGCAUGAAGACACUGAAGAAAUCAACGCAUUACUUUACUCAGAUGAAGAGUCUGUUUAUGAUGAUGACGAAGUAAUCAGCACUGAUCACUCUCCAGUAGCAACCAAAGGAAAAUAUCAGAUGCCAAAACGCAUUGAGGAUGUGAUUGAGGAGGUUGUUAGCUCUGAUGGUCCAUACAAAAGGCAGAGAUUGCUGAAUGGUGGAUACAACAUAUCUUCAGUGAUGGAUAUUGCAUGUUCAGUUAAAUUAGAUGCCUCCAAUGAAUAUAACAGUGACAGAGAAUCAGGCUAUGCCAUUGGACAGAAUCAAACAUUGGAUACACCUUCUGUUUUUUGUGACAAACUGGCCAGGAAGGAUAAGAUUCGCAUGACAUUGAAAAUACUUGAGAGCAUAAUACCCGGUGCGAAAGUUAAGGACCCAUUGUUAGUCCUUGAUGAAGCUAUAGACUACUUGAAGUCCUUGAAACAUGGCAUGAUGGCUUUAGGAGUGAACCACUAUUAAUUUGCUCUUCCUUGUGAUGCAGUAAUUUAGCACGGAUGAUCCAAGAAUUCAUAUCUUGAAUGAUUGAUGAAUUUGAAAUCACUACACUACAUUGGCUUUUGCUUGGUGGGCUCCUCCCUUUGUCAUCUUUUAUCUGAAGAGCUGUUUUCUGCACAUUAAUGGGCAGCUGAAGGAAAAAUUGGAUGAAUGAAGAUUGGUUUUGUUUGGUGACUAGAAAUGAUGCUCUUUUAGCUUUUUGGUGUGGUUUAUUAGGAAAAGGUAACAGAUUUUGAACGCAUGGGGGAGAGGAUGCUAUGGUAGUGCUGGUCUGUGCUGUAAAAUGGAAUGAAGCUCCCUCUUUUCCUCGACAAGCUCCAUUGGAUUAGUGUGGCAUGCGUGUUAGGUAACUUGGGUCCCAUUUCCCACCCCCCCUCCUUCCUUCACUUUUGAUUUCAUGCUUUUGUCCUCUCCUUUUUACUCUCAGUGUACAUCAUGCUGGGUAGUAAUCUCCAUAAAGCAUGAGGAAAAAGUUUACAGGGGAUGUGCAUAUGUGGAUGGGAAGCUUUUCGCUUCAUCCUUUUAUCAAAUCAUGUAGUAAAAGUUGGUUUGUUUUCACACGGGUGUUGUUUCCUACUAUGGUAUUCUUGUACAGCUUGAGUGAUUAUAAAGUUUGUAAGAGUUGAUGUUGUAGUUUGUUCUGUUCAUGUACCAAUAAUUGAAGUAUGGACUCUGCUCAUGUAUUGUGUGGAAUUUACCUGGUGUCUACUCUAUCUAUUUACAUCCAGCUGUGUGAUUAUAAAGGCUAAAGAGUAGU